Messenger RNA from Encephalitozoon intestinalis ATCC 50506, 255 nucleotides. RefSeq names its product Pdcd5 programmed cell death 5-like protein. Bases 1 to 255 code for a protein of 84 amino acids. The transcript has a single exon. NCBI's taxonomy places the organism in Eukaryota, Fungi, Microsporidia, Unikaryonidae. The record is from RefSeq and is a predicted model, not a curated record.
AUGGACCAGUCGGACGAGUUGAUACGUAGGGUGUUGGACGAGAGGUCACUGGAGGCCCUUUCUACGCUGAAGCACAUAAAUAAGGAAAAGGGAGAGAUGCUGCAAAGUGCACUUGCACAGCACUUCUAUUCCGUAAGAAGGCCUAUCUCCUACAGCGAGUACAUCGAGAUUGCAAAAAAGAUCGAAGAAAAAAACUCCAAGCCUAGUGUUAAUUUCAGGAGAAGAGGUAACUUCUUUGAGUUGGACGACAUAUAG